Saccostrea echinata is the source of this 757-nucleotide messenger RNA. RefSeq lists its product as uncharacterized. The transcript is spliced from 2 exons. Lineage: Eukaryota; Metazoa; Mollusca; Bivalvia; Ostreida; Ostreidae. Gene Ontology annotation, molecular function: protein binding. Bases 8 to 706 code for a protein of 232 amino acids. The record is from RefSeq and is a predicted model, not a curated record.
UAUCAUCAUGCAACAGGACAUCAUCAUAACCCUUUCUGUGUGUGCAGUUAUUAUCACCGCUGUUUUCUUCGAGUACAGAAUGCAGCAGUUGGAGGAAAAGUGUAAAGAGAUAGAAACAAGAUUUCAGGUACAUCAAAAAUCGGGCAAAAGAGAUAAUACAGUGGACAGUGAACGUGAAACCGACGAUGAAAAAAUUGGAAAAGUAGAGGCAACUUUAAAACGACAUAAUGCUGGGGACUUAAUGGAAGACGAAAUAAAGGAGUUGUCUGCCCAGAGAGCUGUAGCUUUUUCGGCCGCAUUAGGGUCUCCAAUGGAAGACAACGAAACUGUGUCUGAAAUCGUAAUUUACAAUAUCGUUGAAAUCAACAUUGGUGAAGCUUAUGACCCCACCACUGGGAUAUUCAUGGUACCCGAAUCUGGUGUGUACGCUUUCAGUUGGACAAGUGUAACUAUUCCGGGAAAGUGGUACGAAACCGAGAUGAAUAUUAAUGGUCUUCAGAAGAGACUUAAUAGUUGUAAUAAUAAAGGAGAGACAGCAUCAUCUAAUCUUUCUUGCACCUCCAUGGUGAUUGCCGAGGUGAAGAAAGGAGAUAUAGUUUGGAUCGCUAAGUUUGGACAAGAAGGCGAUUAUUUGAUGGAAAUGUAUUCGUCCUUUUCGGGUUGGAAAAUAGGCGAAAUUUCUAAAAGUGACGUUGACUCUAGCUGAUAAUUUUUAUUUCAAUAAUUCAAAUAACGAGUUUAACAAUUAAAAACUUAA